Aplosporella prunicola CBS 121167 is the source of this 403-nucleotide messenger RNA. RefSeq lists its product as uncharacterized. Lineage: Eukaryota; Fungi; Ascomycota; Dothideomycetes; Botryosphaeriales; Aplosporellaceae. The record is from RefSeq and is a predicted model, not a curated record. The transcript is spliced from 2 exons. The coding region runs from base 88 to 324 and encodes 78 amino acids.
CCUCGAGAGAAGUGUGUUGUGUUGUAUUGUAUUGUAUUGUGCUAAUUCGCUGGAAGCAGCAUUGAAGUUCUUUCUUUCGGCAAUGGUAUGCUUGCUGCUCCUCCCUCCCAUGGGACCAACCAACCAAGCAUAUCCCCGGCCUUCCUCCUUCGUCGCCGUCAUCGUCGUCGUCCUUCUCUGUGCGUUCCGUGGUUUCCUUCCUUUCUUUCUUGGGCAGAUACCUCAUCUUCGAACCCAUCAAUCAGUCAAGCCGCUCACGCUUCCAAUCCAACCCACCCCUUGGCUAGGCACUUACCCCGUCUUCUGAGCGUCCGUCCGUCUUGAGCCUCCUCGGCCUCACGCAAUCCGGCGACCCUGUCCGUCUCCUGCAAGCACUGCACUGCGCAAACCCAACCAACGUCUC